AUGAGUUCGACUUGUUGGCAUGUUCUUGGAUUGCUCCAUCGUAACAAACGGGAUUGUAACGAAGCUAUGCAAUGUUUCAAACAAGCAGUUCGAUUAGAUCCUGAAAAUCUUGUACUCGCUCGAGAUUUAACGAAUCUUCAGGUUCAUGAAGGCAACGUUUGUGGUAACUAUCAACUAGCUCACAGGCUGUUAAGGACAACUAUUGAUCAUUUUCAACGAUUUUCUGAGAGUGGAGGACAGACAAGGGAAGAAAUCUGGGAAACGGGGGAGAGGGAGGCCAAUACGAAGAAGCCAUCAAAUCACUCCAGGAAUGCCCCAAGUGAGACUUCUGUUUUGAUUGGAUUGCUUCAAUCGGUGUGUCUUCUUUCUAGCGUUCCUGACAAAGCUGCACGUCUAGAAACGUUAGGCCGUCUGCAGAUCUACACAAACAGGCUGGAUGACGCUCAUCGGACAUUCCUUGAGCUAUUUCGUUAUCAGCGCGCAAACAGAACGUAUCUGCUUUGCGCCUUGGCUUCCCAUCCUCUCUUUCGCAAUCACGUCGUCUUCCCCAAAUCUCCUCUAGCGAUGAGACAAAAUGCGUCAGCUCCUUGCGAGCGAACGUCGGACCUCAACGGCAACUUGGACGACUCCAAGUUCCUUGCGUUCAGUCUCUACGCUUUAGGAGCGCCGGAACUGCACGGAAGCCUUGCAAAUGGAUGGCUUGCGCAGCCCCGUCAUGUCAUUUUCCGUGGAACGCCCCGUGACUUCGAAACCAGAACCCCGGACAGUGCGAUGUAUUAUCUGCUUCGGCCCUUAUCCGAGGAGGAGCAGAAGAGGCUAUCUGAAUGGUUUUUAUCUGAUGAAGAAACCCAGACGGCUUGUAUUGCAUCACGCGUUGCACAUCAGACAAUCUGCUUGUCUGCGCUAAGCUCGUUUUUUGAUUUAACUGGACAAUAUAAGCAGGCGUUAGAAACAGUCGAAAAUGCCAUUGCGUCCACACCGGCAUUUGCUGAGUUGCAUCAACUCAAAGCGCGUAUUUUGAAACACUCGGGAAAUUUUGAAGCUGCAGCUGGGGCAAUCUGUGAUGCUCGCGAAAUGGAUUUAGCUGAUCGGUUCUUGAAUACACUUUCCGUCAAAUAUUUGCUAGCAAUCGAUGACACGAAGAAGGCGACUCAGAUGGCAUUGUAUUUUUCUCAUGAAGAUAAUCUUACAGAAAUGCAAUCUUUAUCAUAUGAACUGCGUUGCGGAGAAUCAUGGAGACGUCAAGGGAAAUUGGGACUUUCGUUAAAUCAGUUCUACACAGUUGUGUCCCAAUUCGGCGAUAUGCAUCACGACCUGUUCGACUUCCACUGGUAUUGCCAGAGACGUGGUGGAUUUCGCAGUUACUUGAGAACUUUAAGAAUGAGAAACAAAGUCUACGCGCACCGAUAUUAUCGGAGGGCAGUCCAUAACAUCAUUUCGAUUCUUCUGAAGCAGUAUGAUCAUCCAGAAGAUGAUGCUUCAACAACCGUCAAGCGGCCUAAUAAUCCAGAAAUCCAGCAUUCUGAUAGUCACUCUACAGCGACACCGGAGGCCACCAGCAAGUCAAGUAAAAAGAAAAAGAAGAAAGCCGAUCCGAGUGGCGCUUCACCAGCACCACCAGGAAGUUUGCCUACAGCAACUCCUUCCAAAAAUGUCGAUAUCGAUCAAGGAGGCAUGAAAUGGCUUCUGAGUGGAGAUGCGGCGCUUGAAGAAGCGGCACGGCUGGUGGAUCAUCUUCGGCAAGCUGCUCAACUAUGGCCACAAACGCACCAAAGCGCGGAAACUGUUGUUGAUGGCACAGUCUCUGUAUCGGUUGUGGUCGAUCGGAAGCUUUGA
This is a messenger RNA of Condylostylus longicornis, 1836 nucleotides long. RefSeq lists its product as uncharacterized. The transcript has 11 exons. The record is from RefSeq and is a predicted model, not a curated record. Gene Ontology annotation, biological process: N-terminal peptidyl-methionine acetylation. Gene Ontology annotation, molecular function: protein-N-terminal amino-acid acetyltransferase activity; protein binding. Bases 1 to 1836 code for a protein of 611 amino acids. Lineage: Eukaryota; Metazoa; Arthropoda; Insecta; Diptera; Dolichopodidae. Gene Ontology annotation, cellular component: cytoplasm.